UCUAUUUGCAACCCAGAAAGAAAAUCUAUGCUAGAAAGUCAAAAUCGAGAGGACCCGACAAUAUUCAUUUUUUAAGGAUAAGGUCCUGAUUCCCCAUGUGGAACAGUAGCAAGACCAAAUACUUAUUAAUUAUGUAUUGUUAUAUCCGUGGAGAAACAUUUCCUAGUGAAGACACAACAUAGAUAUAUAAAUUUCGCGCAAAAGUGUAUAAUGAUUAUCUCUGAAACUAAUGCGAAUUUCGCUAUGCUCCACUCGCUUUCCACGUUUGACGGGAUUAUCGGCAUCGAUCUGGUGACCCGGACAACCACAAAAUCUAAUUUUAAGUGUUGUAACCAGAUGUGCAAAAUUUUAAACGUGCGAAAAGCGAUUCGUUUCGCAAGUUCCCUAAAUCUUAAAGUGAUCGUUUUUGGCAACCCUUAUGACCUUAAAUUUUGUACGGAAACGUUGAAGCCAUUAACAAGCAGCUGCUCUAACGGAAAAAUGUCUGCAGAGAUAUGUCGGUUGACCUAUAACAGGCUGGUCGACACACUGUGGAUGGAGAACGCCUGAGACAGCCCAAUGUUCACUUUUGAAGGUGUUAACACCCUGACAUGCAAGGACGACCCAACAUUGCUUUAGCUGAAGGCAACCGUCUUCAAGCUGGACGGCUUAUGGGAAGGGGCCAACCUGGACGUAGUGAACAGAAAUAAUAUUCCGUCCAUAUCGGAGGUAAAGGUGCUCCUUCCGAUAAUCGUUCAGAGUGAGAUCAAUAAGGAAGCCGCGGUUUUACCUUAAAAGCGCAAAGGUGAUAUGGCUUGGGGCUUAUGAAGCGUGUACCUUUGCCUCAAAAAAUGUCAUCCGACCGACAAGGUCCUACACAUAUUGUGGUCAAGGAAGGUAGAGGCAGAUUUCGGUCUUGAGAGCGGAACCGAUUCCCUCUGAACUUCAACCUGACUGACAAGACCGAAGAGGUUUUGACGGAAUUGUCCAUGCAGACAGAUCCCUCGCGAGCAUGCUUUGGUUCAGGAACCGUGCAAUAUAGG
This is a messenger RNA of Drosophila albomicans, 1022 nucleotides long. RefSeq lists its product as uncharacterized. The record is from RefSeq and is a predicted model, not a curated record. The transcript is spliced from 2 exons. Lineage: Eukaryota; Metazoa; Arthropoda; Insecta; Diptera; Drosophilidae. The coding region runs from base 211 to 549 and encodes 112 amino acids.